AUGGAGGCUGUGGCAAAACACGAUUUUACUGCAACUGCUGAUGAUGAGCUCAGUUUUAAGAAGAAUCAGGUCCUCAAAAUACUUAAUAUGGAGGACGAUAUGAAUUGGUAUAGAGCCGAAUUAGACGGAAAAGAAGGUUUAAUACCUAGUAACUACAUACAGAUGAAAAGUCACAGCUGGUACUAUGGUAGGAUCACAAGAGCUGAUGCCGAGAAACUGUUAGCAAAUAAGCCCGAAGGUGGCUUCCUCAUUAGAAUCAGCGAGUCAAGCCCUGGAGACUUCUCACUAUCAGUCAAAUGUCCGGACGGCGUCCAACACUUCAAGGUCCUAAGGGACGCUUCCAGCAAGUUCUUCCUGUGGGUGGUGAAGUUCAAUUCACUGAACGAGCUGGUCGACUAUCACCGCACAGCCUCGGUCAGCCGUCUGCAGGACGUGAAGCUGAGGGAUGUGGUCCCUGAAGAGAUGUUGGUGCAGGCGUUGUACGACUUCACGCCUCAAGAGGCCGGUGAGCUGGAAUUCCGCCGCGGUGACGUCAUCACCGUCAUCGACCGCUCCGACCAGCACUGGUGGCAGGGCGAGAUCGCUCACCGGCGCGGCUUGUUCCCGGCCUCCUACGUCACAGCCUACCACUCAUAG
This is a messenger RNA of Danaus chrysippus (African queen), 636 nucleotides long. NCBI's taxonomy places the organism in Eukaryota, Metazoa, Arthropoda, Insecta, Lepidoptera, Nymphalidae. The record is from the annotation of a GenBank genome assembly.